AUGGACAAAGCUUGGUUGGAAGACCUCUCGGAGGAUUGGCCUUCGGAACCAAAGCCAUCUGGCUCACGCUCGCCCUCACGCUCACCUGCGCCUUCUCUGCCAACCUGCAACUCAGUAUCGCCGCGCACUACCCCUCGUCCACAAUCCCAACACAGUCGCAUACCAAAAUACAACCCACAAAAGAAGAAAUCGGCCGCAGAAUUGGGCCAAUACGGUACCCCUUUGAGCGAGCGAAGUUUGAGUGACGCCAAUGUUCCAUUAUCCCAACGAGCAUCGAAAAUUCCUUCGAAAUUGCGGGAUGAUAUAUCGCAUAACAUUCGCGAGGAAGAAGGCACUACACGCCAUAGGUCGCAUUCAGACUCGGCCAACGGAUCAGUGCAGUAUAACACAAUCGAAUACGGCUCGGUCAAUAUCUCGCCAAAUAAAGCGAACCAUGAAACACCUGAAUGGAGAAGACGAUUAUUACAGGGCGAUGUUGCAUAUGGCGAAAAGCGCGAUCUAUUUAGUUCCGCAGGGCUUGAAAAUAUAUUCAAACCUCCGCCUGCAACGGCAAAACCGCCCAAGAAUUUCGAAGAAUCAAGCGUCAUGCCGUCCAGUCCCCCGCCAUACAACCAUCGAAAAGCCCAGUCAGAAACAGGAUCUUUUAGUGGAGAGGAGGUCGACGACGCGGCUGAAAAACAGGCUAGACAGCCGCGGCAGAUUCAGUAUAGACGAGCGAGUGAUGGCAUGAGCGAAUUCUCUUCCAAAAAUUUGAGUAGGAGUAGCAGUUUUCAGCCUAGGAUAUCCGCAGACCACAAUUCCAACCAGGGGAAGGGAGGCGACGACCUUUCGAUGGGGGCCGAGUCUUCUGUGAUACACCAGAACAGCCAGAAAGAUAUACCUGGCCGUGUUAUCAGCGGACAAAGCGAUUUUCACAACGAGGAGUUUAGCCCGGUAUUUAUCUCAAGGCAGCCAACUGGCACUGGUAACAUUGAUUUUGUCGCCGGGAUCCCACCUGCAGAAUUGAAUAAGCGUUUAGAGGAAUUUCGGGAAGAAUCGGUGGACAUAACGAAUGACGAUUUCAAUGAUUCCGACGCCAGUGAGAAACUCGAAUUAACUGCGGACCCGGAUGAUUUUGCUCACAAUGGGAGAUUCGUCAAUCUUCGAAGGGGAGGAAGAUCGCAAGAAGCCUCUUUUCAAAGACGCAUGUUAAGUCCUUCUUCGCUGCCAGCUAUUGAUGAGUCCGCAAUGUUACCAGAGGAAUCAAUGCAAGCAAGCACGCCCAAGAAUCUCCCCACAUUUAACCCCGUGUUCAACAAAACGAGAACGUCAGAUCAACAGGAAAGACAAGCGUCUUCUAGUCGAAGCUUGUCUCCUAUACCACAAACGCCGUAUGCCAAUCCUAGCAAGUCAAAGGAGAAACAAAAUGAAAAUAAUUCAGGCAGUCCUUUGAAACUUUUUGACACCUACGAUACCUUCACAAAUCAGAAGCUUCUACGCCGGCUGAGUCAAUUUGAAGAAUGCAGUAGUCAGGAUAAAUCUUUACCAAAUCAUGAAGCAUCACGUUCAGCCUCAGCGGAAACUACAAUCAGGACCGGGGGAAGUAAGACUACUCAACAGAAAGCUUCAGCCAAGUUCAGUAGUUUUGGAAAGGGAGACUUGGAUGAUUAUCAAUUCAGCGAGGAUAUCUCAUAUGACACUCAGAAGUCAGAUGAGGACUGCAGCAUGAACCAUCUUCCAGUUCUUGAUCGGGCCCAAACGACAUUCACUUUCCAGUUGGACCUUUCGCCAGAGCACGAUAAAGGCAACAACAUAGCCUCGGUAAAAACGAAAUACACAGCCAAUUCGACACAUACAACAAGCACUGUCAAACAGAGAACUACCAUUCAAACUGCUCGAUCAGGAACUGCUAAUUCUGAUUCUACGACGGAAUUGCCCUCAUACAAGUUAGUUGAGGACCUGCAGACUCCUAGAAAACGUGAUGGGGAUGCAGAUGGCAAACGGUUACGCAUAUCACCCUCGAAGGAUUCCACUCCGAAACGGCGAAGAACGCUGCAGGAAAACGAAGUAGAAGUUGCUUGCUCCGAUAGCGAGGUGGAAUCGGAGUCGUUUGGAGAGAGAGAGGAUCAGUCGGUUAUUGGGAAGAAAGAAAAAGAUGCAAGUUAUAUUGAUGACCAACAGGCUGCAAAUCCAAAAGUACUUGCCAUGCGCGAAAUACUUCGUCCGCGAUCGCCAACUCCAAGCCAAAAGGGUCAGCACAAGAUAGGGAGCAAUUCACGCUCACAAUCAGGACGACAUUUCUUAGAGAAAGCAAGGCUAUUACAGAACCAAAGGAUUGCGCAGGUGCAAGCCGAACUUGACGCAAGCGACGGCCAGAGGCUAGCACAAGCGGUUGGUGCAAGUCAACAUUUGAUCGAUGGAAACCGUGUGGGUUCUGUCACCACGCAAGAUUUCUUGGACGAAGCCAAGAAAAUCAUGGCCGGCAUAAGAGGAAAAGCCCUACCUCGGAGCGGUUUAGCAAGUUUGGAAGAGAGCGAGGCAGACAACGAUCGACAGCGUUCCAUGGACGGGGUCGAAGUUGAGGAGGAGGAUUUGGAAGAUUCCUAUCAAGAGUCAACCAGGGAACCGUUUUCUCGUCCACCCAGUCGCGAUGGUGCACCUAUACAGAGAUUGCCACAGAAACAAGUGGACCCAGAACUUCUCAACCAUCUACGGAAAUAUCAGGAGACAAACGAUUUCGAAGGAGUUGUUGCUUCCUCGGCGAGGUCGAUCUCAAUGGCAAAGGAAGCCACUAAUGCUAUCAGAGAAGCGCAAGAGGUUGCAGAAGGAAAACGUUCUAGGGUAUUAAGUCAACAGCCAAGCCUGGGAGAGUACAUUGAAAGUGAUCCCCCAAAUAUUCGACUCUCGGCAAAUCCAGACCUUCUACGGAAGAGAAAGCAUUCAGCCACUUCAACUAACCCAAGUAGGGUUGUUUCCGGUGACGGACAGGACCCCGAGUUUCUGACGCAAGGUUAUGCCUCCUCGGGCAGUCAAUCAACAUCUAGAUCAAUACCAACCGCAUCGUCGAGGGGCUCUGACUCGAGGCGUGUAAUCGCGCCAGAAACAGUAUCUCACCUUAUACCUGAGCAGGUUGCUGGUAUGGUCCUCGAUCGUCAACGCAACAUCUGGAUCAAGAGAAAGAAUAGUACGGACGAGGGGAAUCUCAAUUUCUUACCUUCUGACGAAACUGAAGAAGACCCAUUCGGGGGUAUUCCAGAUUUAUCCGUUGAUGAAACCCAGGAACUGCAAAGAAUCAAGACUGUUGCUGCUCAACUUAAACACACUACCGAGCUUCUAGAGGAGCACCACAAUCAGUAUCACAAAAACUUGAUUACAGCAUAUUCACCUGCUAAAAAGCCAACGGGUGAGGCAGUGGCGAUGGCCAGCUCGAUACCAGCGAAUUCCGAAUAUGGCUCAGAAGAUGACGACAGCCACUUGUCAGCAAUUCCACGAGAAACCAGCCCUAUGACACAUCGCCAAAAGCAGGCGGAACUUGAAGAACAACUGGACAUGGAGGAAGAAAUUGAGAAGGAGAUCUCCAUACAUGAGGAUCGUAUCCGGCCGAUAACCCCACCACGUCGGCGCAAUGUCACCAUAACCUUCUCAUCUCCACUUGCUGAGCUCAUUCCACCAACUCCGGACCAAGAUGUGUAUUCCUCUUCUUUUCAACGUGAUAGCGAUGAGAGCCAGGAUGAGGGAAAUAGUACUAUCAUCGUCACCAAGAAUGCAAGCAAGCAGAGAUCGGUGUCUUUGAGGGUGCGUUCCUCUAUGAAAAAGCCGUUACGAAGAGGCUCGCUUCGCGGUCACAGCUUUCCGGUGCGCCCGGUAUCACGUAUUGAUGAGCGGGACGAGGAUGGAUACAAUGGGGAGUUUCAGCAAAGAAGCGUCAGCGUCGCUGCAGGAACACCAGCAAUCUCACGACGAGCUAUCAGUACCACGUCCUUGACCCCGCGGCCAACUCACGAGAUUGGACGCUUGAGUCUCAGUCCAUUAUCCGAGUUUACAAUGCAUCAAGACGACGAAUCAUUUGGUCUUAAUGUCAGUUAUGUAGAUGGCGGACAGCCAUUUCAGCACGGAACCAAUACGAAAAAGACACUAUCUCGUACCAUAAAAGAUCUUGUUGAGAAAAUCACCGAGGUUGAGCCGUUCGAACCAUUCUGGGAGCAUAUUAAGGAAAUGGACCUCAGUAACAAGGACCUCUCAAAUCUGCACAAGCUUGACGAGUUUUGUGGGCAACUCGUGGAACUCAACGCUUCCCACAAUCAGAUAAAUCAGUUGGACGGAAUAUCAAGUUCAGUGAGACAUUUACGUAUCUCUCACAACUGUCUCAGCGAUCUCACUGCUUGGGGCCACCUCCGCAACUUGCAAUAUAUCGAUAUCUCGAACAAUGAAAUUGAAUCUCUGUCAGCGUUUAAGAACUUGUUUCAUCUGAGAGGACUCCGCGCAGACAACAACAUGAUCAAGUCAGUUGAUGGUAUAAGUCAGCUCGAUGGUCUUAUAAGCUUGCGUCUCCGGGGCAAUCUUGUUGAAUCGAUCGACUUUCGGGGCACGGAGCUUCAAAGAUUAACGCAUCUUGAUCUCAGAAACAACCAAAUCCGCGAUGUUCAGAACUUGCAUGAGCUACGUUCUCUUUCAGACCUUGAUCUAGAAGAAAAUCAGCUAAGCAGCUUUUAUGUUGAAGCUCCCGAGGGCCUCGAGACACUGAAAAGUCUCCGGCUAGGUGGUAACGACUUGGAGCGUAUUGAUAUCGGCCCAUAUCCAAAUCUGCGCACCCUUUAUCUCGACAAAAAUCGCCUCGUUCACCUUACUGGAUUUCUCAAAGCAAAGCACUUAGAUAGCUUGUCACUAAGAGAGCAAAAGGAAGGCGCUGUCAUCGACCUCUCAUUCCUUUCCGAGGCAUUCGAGAUUCGCAAACUUUUUAUGUCUGGAAAUCUGAUCAACUCAUUUGAACCCAAAGUCGAUUUCCUGAACUUGCAGUACCUCGAACUUGCAAAUUGUGGAUUAGAAUCAUUGGCCCCCAAUCUCGGACAACUCAUUUGCAACACUCGCGUACUGAAUCUCAAUUACAACGCUUUAAGGGACAUUUCCCCUCUGGUAGGGAUUGUGCGUCUGAAGAAGCUUCACUUGGCCGGCAAUAGACUGACCAGUCUGAGGAGGGUAACAGCCGAUCUAUCAGAAUUCCCGGGUGCCACCUUGAUUGAUCUCAGAGCAAAUCCUUUGACUCAAGGAUAUUAUCCUCCUGUCUUGGACGGUUCCAUGGUUCUGAGGCAGCACAACGAAGAGAUACCAUUGCCGGAGCCCUAUACAAUGGCCAGAGCUGAUAGCUUCAGAGACGCAAAAUAUGCCAGGUGCUUGGACAUGUCUACGAAGAUGCUCAGAAGACUUUUUGAGAUCAUGAUGCUUCGUGGAUGCCCUCGAUUGAAGGUUCUGGAUGGUCUAAAUGUCAAUCGUGCACUUUUGGAUUCUAGGGAUAACAUAUGGGACGCUCUCGUCGCCCGUGGACUCGUCAUUGACUUUGGAUCCGAUGCUCCAAAAGCCUGUCAGGCUCAGAUAACGCAACCGGAAGCGCCCGGCAAUGUGACGGCUGCGGCGUCGAAAGCGGAUGUUGAAGAUGCCAAACGUGCAAGUGAACAGGAGCAAGAACCCGUGCCUGUGGAAGCAAAAAUACCGGAAACACCGGUUUUCGAGGAGAGAUGGGGAGCAGAAGACAGUUUUGCGUGA
Messenger RNA from Hymenoscyphus albidus, 5739 nucleotides. The record is from the annotation of a GenBank genome assembly. Lineage: Eukaryota; Fungi; Ascomycota; Leotiomycetes; Helotiales; Helotiaceae.